AUGAUUGAACUCUUUUCAGUUCAAAAUGAUUUGGUUCAACUUCGAACCUUAUGGCAACCCAAAAAGUCGUUGCAUUUCAAGCCUUACGAUACCAGCCUCCUUCUACUCGUAGCUUUUCAAAGCAAGAACAAGUGGAAUGCAAUAACUAUAAAAAAAUUUAAUAAUUAUGGUAUCAAACAACAUCAACCUACAAGGCCUGUGACCGUCAUUAACAUCAUAUGA
Messenger RNA from Clunio marinus, 222 nucleotides. The record is from the annotation of a GenBank genome assembly. NCBI's taxonomy places the organism in Eukaryota, Metazoa, Arthropoda, Insecta, Diptera, Chironomidae.